CCGCCGAGCUGCCCGCAGUCCGAACCGACCCGGCGAGGCUGCAGCCGCGCGUUUUCUCCGCGCUCUGCACCACACGCGAACAAACUUUUGGUGACUAAAUAUACGCGUAAUAUAUAAUUUAUUCACUUAUUUGCGCACAGUUUCCCUCCAGGUCUGGACGAGCAGCCGAGGAUACCUCCGCUCCCUCUCCAUUGACACAAGCCGCGCGAUUUUUCACUGAAACUUCGAGAGGUACGAUGCAAGUUUUCGUGGCCGUGAUAUUCGCCUUUGGAGUGUCGGUAUACAGGAUGUUAAGACCGGAUGACUAAAAUAUUAAGCACUCAAUAUCACAGAGGAGAAGGCGGCAUGCCCCCUUGGGUAUUUCCCCUGUGGCAACUUGACCAUGUGUCUCCCUCAGCUCCUGCACUGCAACGGCAUCGAUGACUGUGGAAAUCAAGCGGAUGAGGAGAACUGUGGAGACAAUAAUGGAUGGCCCCAUCUUUUUGACAAAUAUUUUGGAAUGCCGAGCCAUAACACUGGGACCAAGUCCAAUAUAUGCUUGCUGGGUGUCAUUCCUGAACUCUGCCAGUGCCGAGACCUGGAGCUGGACUGUGACAGCACACAGCUUCAAGAUAUCCCAGUGGUGGCGAUGAAUGUAACCAUGAUGUCUCUACAAAGGAACCGGCUUCAGAAACUGAGAGCAAACACAUUCUUUAAGUACCAGAGCUUACAGAAACUAUACCUUCAGCACAAUAGAAUUCAAGAUGUGAGUCCUGACGCAUUCAGAGGGCUGUAUAACCUAACAAGACUAUAUCUCAGCUACAACAAGAUAUCUGUCCUGAUGCCGGGGGUGUUCCAGGACCUGCACAAGCUGGAGUGGUUGAUCCUAGAAAAUAACAAUAUCCAUCAAAUAUCCUCCAUGACCUUUUCAGGACUGAACUCCCUUGUUUUGCUGGUUCUGUUGAACAACUCUUUGACAGAGCUGGAUGACAUUUGUCAGGAAAUGCCAAAACUGAACUGGCUGGAUUUGGAGGGAAAUCUCAUAGCAACCAUCGGAAACAUUUCAUUCUGCUCAUGCAGUAUGCUGACAGUUCUGGUUUUACAGCGAAACAGGAUCAGCCGUAUACACGAACAAGCUUUCUCGGUCCUCCAGAAGUUAGGAGAAUUGGAUCUAUCCAACAACAGACUGGUGGCAAUCCCUCCCAAUCUCUUUGUCCUACUGGGGGAUUUGCUCCAGCUGAAUAUAUCAUACAAUCCCAUCACGGAGCUCCAAGUUGACCACUUUCACAAGUUGCAUAAACUGAAGUCAUUGAGCAUAGAGGGGAUAGAAAUAGGAAGCAUACAACGACGGAUGUUUGAACCUCUCAAAUACUUGACUCAUAUCUACUUCAAGAAGUUCCAGUACUGUGGCUAUGCUCCUCAUGUGCGCAGCUGCAAGCCAAACACUGAUGGCAUCUCAUCCUUCGAGGAUCUGCUGGCCAACAUCGUGCUGAGGGUCUUUGUCUGGGUGGUGUCUGCCACCACCUGCUUUGGCAACAUCUUCGUCAUCUGCAUGCGCUCGUACAUCCGCUCAGAGAACAAACUACACGCUAUGUGCAUCAUCUCCCUCUGCUGUGCAGAUGGGCUGAUGGGCAUCUACCUCUUCAUGAUUGGUGCGUAUGACCUGAAGUUUCGGGGCGAGUACAACCGGCACGCUCAGGCCUGGAUGGACAGCAGUCAGUGUCAGGUCAUCGGCUCUUUGGCAAUGCUCUCCACCGAAGUAUCCGUCCUGCUCCUCACUUAUCUCACUCUGGAGAAAUACAUCUGCAUCGUCUACCCUUUCCAGUACUUGACACCAGGCUGGCGACGAACUCUCACCAUCCUUCUCGGGAUUUGGGUGUUUGGCUUUAUUAUUGCCUUCCUGCCGCUGGCCUGCAAGGGGCUGUUUCGCAACUUCUACGGGACCAAUGGUGUUUGCUUUCCGCUGCAUUCAGAGCAGCCUGAGACGCUAUGGGCUCAUGUUUACUCCAUCGUUAUUUUCCUGGGUCUGAACCUGGUGGCAUUCCUCAUCAUUGUCCUAUCCUAUGCAAGCAUGUUCUAUAACAUCCAGAGAACAGGCACUCAGACCACAAAAUACAGCAACCACAUCAAGAAAGAGGUGACCAUCGCCAAAAGGUUCUUCUCUAUCGUCAUAACUGACUCCCUUUGCUGGAUUCCAAUUUUCAUCCUCAAGAUCCUGUCACUGCUGCAGGUGGAGAUUCCCGGUACCAUCAGCUCGUGGGUGGUCAUAUUUAUCCUCCCCAUCAACAGCGCUCUUAACCCCAUCCUUUACACGCUGACCACUCGACCUUUCAAAGAGACCAUCCUGCAGGUGUGGGCUAACUACAGGCAGAGGAGGCCACUGCUCAGCGGUCACCCAGCCCAUCAUCCGUCGCUCACAUGGCAGGAAAUGUGGCCCCUGCAGGAGAACAGCCACGGCCUCACCCUGGGGCACCCUCUGGAAAUGACAGGCACACUAGCCAAGCUCACCCCUGUGGAAAAUACCAACGAGGGAUACAGUGACAUUACCGCGUGCUCACAGGAACAACAGAGGCAACAUGCAGUCCUCUCAGUGCGCUCACAGACGCAAACAAUGCUGCACACACUCUCGCACAGUCACGCACACACAAACAAAUGAACUCACCUAGGUGUCUAACACCAAUAACGUGUUUCAGGUUCAUUGAUCUCUGUAAUUAAGAGUGUUUAACCAGUUUAAAAAUACACGUUUUAAAAGGAUACUGCUUGAUUUGUGCCCAGAUUUCUCCUCUGUGGUUGAAAAUCAUUAGUAUUCAUUAGUGUUUUUAGAAAUUCCACUGUGUGACUGUUUUUGCCCAAGCAGCAGCCAGCACGGCAGAAGGGUCAAGUCAGUGCAGAAAUCCCUUAAACAUCAGUACAGUUCCCCUCAUGCAGAAUACAUGCUGGCUCCAAAAAAUAUCUCUGUCAAUACAGAACAGAAGCCUCACUUCUGGUUUAGCUUUUGCUAAACUAGCUUUCAUUGCUCGGUUUUAUUUCUCACUUGCAUCAUUCUCUCUGAAAGCUAAAACAGGAUAGAGGAGUAGUCUGUCCAGGUCCUGAGCUGAAUAUUAAUCGAGUACCAUAUUAGCAAUUAAAAUUUGGACAAUUUAUCAUUUCAACAAAGAUAAGAGACAGAAUAUGUUGUUCAGAUCCAACGACUGCAGCUCCCCUUAACCAUUUGACUGCGCUUUUAUGGCUAAGAUUCAUUAACAAUUUUGUAAAUAAUUGGUGAGUGUGGAAAUUCAUUCUUGACCUUGGAAAAAGUGGUUUAACAUAAAAUAUCUUAACUUAUGACUCGCUCACCAGUUUUUUCCAGAGCUUUCGACCUGCAUCCUGCAGUCUUCAAUGAAGGUUACUCAAAAAAUAACCAGUCUGUAUCUUUGUUAAAAGAAUGGGAUGCUCAAAUUUUACCAGCCAGUACAGUACUAGGCUUUUUGUUAUUGUUUUUUGGAAUAUGGACAAAAAUGAAACAGCGUCUAGCUUUUUAGGAAGACUGUUGAAAGUAGCCUACUAUGGAAAUAGUUUCUGGCUUAGGCAAAUGGAGAAAAGGCUAGCUUAGAAAGUUACUGGGACUGUGGCACUUGAAUAGGGCAAAUAUAAAUUUCACUGAUGUAAAUCAUUUUUUUGAGUCAUUACCAUAUUACUGUGUAUCAAAGUUUAAAGGAAAGUAUGUUUUUGAGCAUAUAUUCUUGAAUGACAUGUCUCAGUCUAUGACUCCAUAUUGUUCUUAUUGUCAACAGAUCCCAUCAGAAGACUUAAACCAAUUUAUCUUCCUAAAAAUUACUGUAUGAUUGGUUGUAUCAAAAGCCUUAUAUAGCUUAUUCCUCUGUGCCAUAGAGCUCCAUUGAUGUCCCAAAAAAUGACACACACAUUAUUGAGCCACACCGUUACACUGGUAACGAUGUUUCUUCAUUAUUACAAAUACCGCCACUGUAGUUUAUUUUGAGUGGAUCCCACAUACACUAUCCUGCUGUCAUAAAUACUCACUAGUACACCACAGCUGGAAAUACUCCCAAACAAACACACUACGUAGCAUUUGCUUAAGUUAAUAACUAAGCCUUCUUUAUAAAAUGAAACUAUGUACUGUUGAUUGGGUUUUAAAGAUUUAUGUUCUGUGGGGACGAAUGGACCUGGGGGCUGCGAGCAUCGAACUGGGGGAGGAUGGAAAGAUGUUGAGAUGGAUUAACACACUGUUGGUAUUUUGACAGUUUCAAAAGUAAAAGUCUAGUGCUGGAGUAUUACCAGCCGUAUCCAUUAACGCCAUCCAAUGUCGGUCAGUCCACCACUUUUGUCCGUACUGAAAUAGCUCAACAACAAUUGGUUGGAUUGCCAUGAAAUUUUGUAGAAACAUUCAGGGUUCCCAAAAGGAUGAAGCCUACUGACUUUGGUGAUCCCCUGACUUUUCCUUUAGAGCCACCAGCAGGUUGACAUUUUUGUCUUUUGGUGUAAUAUUUUAUUAACUAUUGGAUGGAUUGCUGUGAAAUUUGGUCCAUAUACAUGGUCCACAGAGGAGUGAAUCCUAAUAACUUUGGUUCGUUCUCUGUCUUUUCAACUAGCGCCAUCAGCAGGUCAAAAUUUCAGUUUGUCCAAUACUGUGGUUUAUGACUAAAUCCUUACAAAACUAAUGACAAUGCCAUCAGCCUCAGCUGCAGUUUUGGGUUAAAUGCCAGUUAGCAAAAUCUAGCAUGCAAACAAGCUAAACUUAGAUGGUGAAAAUGGUAAAUGUUAUAUCUGCCUAACAUUAGCAUGUCAGCAUUGUCGCUGUGAGCAUGUUAACAUGCUGACAUCAGUAUUUAGACCAGCCUAGAUGAGUUGAUUAUGUGCUUUUGGGUAUACAUCUUACAUUUUAAACCUGCAAAAUAUACAAGUACUUUUUAACUAGAGCAUAUUUUCUGCUUAUUAAAAUGGGAAGCGUGUACACAUUAGGGGUGGUCCUCACCAAACAUUUUUAUUUUCCAAAAGAUAAAAAUUAUGGUGUGCGUAUAUAUAUAAUGUCCACUGGAGAUUAGUGUCACAGUGAUGUUUCAUUUUAUUGAUUGUUGUUUUUAGGUAACAGGCAGUACAGGUGUAAAAUGUAACAGGCAGUACAAGUGUAAAAUGUUAAAUGUAUAACAUCACACACAGAACAUAGUUUAAGAUAAUAUUGCUAAAGUUGUAACACUCAUUGCCUGCAGGUGGUGCAAGUGUUAAAAUUAAAUGCAAGAACGAUGAAGUUAUGUAGGAGGCCUGUAGGAGGCAGUAUCUACGUCUCCAGGUCUACAAUUCAGCUCCUCUCCUGCAGGCAGGGCAGGUUGGCAUGCUUUCGAACCGGUCUACUAACAAUUGAACAAAUCUCCUUUGUGGAGAAUCUGAAACCUGCUAAAUGUGACUUUGAGUCACAAGCCAGUUCCUUGAAUUGCUGCACAUAAAAAAGAUAAUAAUGAUCUUUUACUCACACAAGGGCAUGCGUUAUGCAACCGUCAAUUGUAGAAUGUUUUUUAAAGAAGAAAAUUUUUCAAAAUUGUUUAAUCUUCCUUUAAUCUGGUUUUGCUAAUGUUUUUUUCUCUGCAGUCAUAACUGAUCAUUUUCUGUUGGGCUAAUGUCUAGGUUUAUUCAUACCUGUUACAUGUUCAGUGGCAUGGCAGAUGAUGUAAAGGCAGCGACAUUAAAUGGUACUGAUACAACUAAUGCAAAAGGAUCUCAUGGGAAACGCACAGCAAAACAUCACAGCAAUGACCAUUUAUCACCUAAGAUGUUCCUACAUAUUUCUAAAAAAUAUAUAUAUUUUAACUGUAAACAUCAAAAUGGGGAGUACUCAAAUAGGCAGUGCAAGAGGAAAUAAAAAAAAAUUGACUAUUUGGAGCUCAUAAUGGUGCUCAUGAUUGAGCUAAAUUACAUUAAACACAAAAGUCAAACCCUUUAGCAGUGCAGUGGAAAGGACUACAUCUUCCAUGUGCUUUUGAAACUAUGUCUUUAAAAAAAAAAA
Molecule: messenger RNA, 5977 nt
Organism: Xiphias gladius (swordfish)
Lineage: Eukaryota; Metazoa; Chordata; Actinopteri; Istiophoriformes; Xiphiidae
Gene: rxfp1
Product: relaxin family peptide receptor 1
Exons: 19
Coding region: 383-2635 (750 amino acids)
Biological process (GO): G protein-coupled receptor signaling pathway
Cellular component (GO): membrane
Molecular function (GO): G protein-coupled receptor activity; protein binding
Source: RefSeq, a predicted model, not a curated record